GCCUGCUUGCCUGGAUGGCACUAAGAGAAGUAUAUAAAGCUUCUCACGUACUUUUUCUCCCAUUCUCAUCCGUCUCUUCUUAUAUUCUAAUCGUUAAAUCUACAAUCUUCACAUCUUCAAAGACAUACGACCUCAUCAUGAAGCUCCUUAGCUUUACUUUCACGAUCUUAACGCUCGCCGCCACCAGUGCAGUUGCAGCACCAGCACCUACCUGUGAAGGACGCUACUGUACGGUGUACCCCGAACCAUGGUCUGGUGUCCGCAAGAAUGUGUCAGUGGACUGCAAGACCAACUCUGUUUCUUCUUUCAUUUGGUGCGUAGGAGGAUGUGAAAAUGGUGCCUGCCUAUGACCGAGUGGCUUGAUAGCAGUAGAACUCAGAAGAAGCUAAUGGAAACCUUGUGGUAAUAGCGAAGGCUGAU
Alternaria alternata is the source of this 420-nucleotide messenger RNA. RefSeq lists its product as hypothetical. The coding region runs from base 138 to 350 and encodes 70 amino acids. The transcript is spliced from 2 exons. Lineage: Eukaryota; Fungi; Ascomycota; Dothideomycetes; Pleosporales; Pleosporaceae. The record is from RefSeq and is a predicted model, not a curated record.